AGAUCAUUCAGCAAGUCGUUAGUCAAGUGAAGUUUUAAUUUAUCAACCAUGUGCCUCAGUCAUCAAUGGAAAUAUAUCAAGAAAUAUUACGGGAAAAAUCACAGUCUCAGUCUGAUAUUGAUCAAUGUGAAGCAUAUUAUGAAGCUGCUGGGGGAACAAGGAAGAGAAGAAUAUAUGGUCUUGGAUCUCAAGCACAAAGUUACUAUGGGCCGAAUCUUUGCUUCAAUUUUGGCUUUAAUGCUUCAGCAUCAGCAGCACCUUCAACUUCUCAAUCAGCACCUACAGAAAAUAUAAAGGAGUUAGUGAUGCGAUUGAUUCCUACACUGACUGAUCGCUUGCUUCCUUUAUUUAUUGAGAAGGCACGCGGAGUGAUUUCUUCACCAUCAGAUCAUCCAAAUACUCCUAUCGACAAACCAUCAGUUGUGACACCCAUAGUGCCUCCUCCUACUACUGCUAACAUUGACGAUGUUGAUCCUUUAGUUUCUGAUGAUGAUCGUAGUCCUUCACCCAUGCAUUAG
This is a messenger RNA of Lycium barbarum (goji berry), 518 nucleotides long. RefSeq lists its product as uncharacterized. Lineage: Eukaryota; Viridiplantae; Streptophyta; Magnoliopsida; Solanales; Solanaceae. The transcript has 2 exons. The coding region runs from base 66 to 518 and encodes 150 amino acids. The record is from RefSeq and is a predicted model, not a curated record.